AUGUCGGUCGUCGAGGAAGUGUAUGCAGAGGGCCGAAGCAGCGUUCAGGAGACGCGUUCCUCGCUAGCGCAGCGACUAUGGCCUAGCAACAGCAUCACCAUCAACAUCCAUGAACCAAAGCGUUUCUUUAUGCUGCUCAUCGGCGUCUAUGCAUGCAUCUGCACCUCGACCAGUUACGUGUACAACCUCUUCUCUGGCAAGCUGCAAGAGAAGUACAACUUCACGCAGGAGCAAAUGUCUGUCAUUACAACUAUGUCGAGCAUUCUCGGCAUUGUUGUCUUCCCCCUGGCAGUCCUGUACGACUACUACGGCCCGCGGUCGCUCUUCCUGAUCGGCAUGCUAUCUUUGCCGGUUGGUGGAGUUCUCUUCGGCCUGGCCUUCGCCGAUGUUGUGGAGGGCAGUGUCGCGCGCUUCACGAUCUUUAGCACUCUUCUCAGUGUUGGUACUUCUAUGUUUGAUAUUGCAGGUCUCAUGACGAUUCUGAGUGUAUUUCCCAGCAGUCGCGGCGCUGUGAUUGCCGUAAUGAAAACGUUCAUCGGGCUCGGCUCUGCCAUAUUCGGCUGCAUUCAGCUGGGCUUCUUCGAGAGCGAUAUCUCCGGUUUCUUCUACUUCCUUUCGGCGUUUACUGCCAUUGUCGGGCUUCUAUGCGUCCUCUUCGUGAAGCUACCACCAUAUCAACUGACAGGUUACGAAGAGAAGUAUCUGUCAGAAGCGGACAAGGCGAAUAAGCUCGCCACAAAGCGCGCGUACUUGGAGAAAGUGCCCUCUCCACGUCGUUUUGUGUUCGGCUUUGUGCUUGUUGCCUUUCUCAUUAUUUUCCUCCCUGUAGAGAGCACUGUUGUGGCGUACAAGCAGCUAGGACACUCCUACAAGGUUGCCUUUGCUCUGGUUACCAUCAGCGUGAUGGUGCUUUAUUCAGUCAUCGCCAUUCCGCUCCGGUGGUUGGACGUGGGUAGUGCAAAUAUUGCCGAGCAGCUGCCUGAGGAAAACGAGACGCAGGCGGCGGCCGCUGCUGCCGCAUUGGGACCCCGCAUGUCAGCUGCACAACGCCUCAGCAUGCGCAUCAACACGACACGCACGAGCAUUGCAGAGCAAGCCAUCUUCAGCGCAGCCAGCAUUGACGAGUCUGUUCACAUCGCACCGCAGUAUCAGACCUCCUUCAUCGAGAGCCUCUGCACGCUCAAGCUGUGGGCCCUUGCGUACUCUCUGUUCUCGAUCUUUGGUACCCAGAUAGUCAUUAUUGUCAACGCCCGCUUUGUGUAUGCCGCCGCCUCUGAGACUCCCGUGACACAGGAGAUUGCCUCUCUCCUUACUAUCUUCAACGGCGCCGGCAGUGCUGUAGGACGAAUCAUCAUGAGCAUCUUCGAAGUGUGGACACAAAAGCGCAUGCCUGAGGAGCGCAUCCCGCUUACUAUUGCGGUCUUUAUCCCGUCGCUGAUUGUGCUUGCAGCGUCCCUCAUGCUUCUUUUUGUGCGGAAGGAGUUGCUCUUGAUCCCGUUUGGCUUGACAGCUCUCGGCAACGGCUUCUCUGCGGCCUCCGUUGUGCUCGUCAUGCGCACGUUGUACGCGAAGGAUGUCGCGAACCACUACAACUUCAUGUCACUCCCCUCGCUUGCCGCUUCGGUAUUGCUGAACCAAAUGCUCUACGGUGCCUGGUACACAAAGGAGGCAACAAAGCAGGGAAGCAACAUUUGCUAUGGGCGGCAGUGCAUCUUUGUUCCUUUUGCUAUCAUGAGCGGACUGCUCUUCACGAGUCUUUUCUCCACUUUGUAUGUGCACCUUCAAUAUAAGGCGUUUUGCGACGAGGCUCUUGCCGAGCGCUCACAGCUCCGUGGCGCGCGUAAUUGCACCACCCACCCAGAGGAACCUCAUGUCCCUGAUGAGCAUGCCCCACUGCUUUCCUCGGCGCACUGA
Leishmania braziliensis MHOM/BR/75/M2904 is the source of this 1914-nucleotide messenger RNA. RefSeq lists its product as hypothetical. The coding region runs from base 1 to 1914 and encodes 637 amino acids. The record is from RefSeq and is a predicted model, not a curated record. NCBI's taxonomy places the organism in Eukaryota, Euglenozoa, Kinetoplastea, Trypanosomatida, Trypanosomatidae. Gene Ontology annotation, cellular component: membrane. The transcript has a single exon.